Moneuplotes crassus is the source of this 783-nucleotide messenger RNA. The record is from the annotation of a GenBank genome assembly. Lineage: Eukaryota; Ciliophora; Spirotrichea; Euplotida; Euplotidae.
CACUUUGCAAACAUCUUGAUGCUAGGUACUAUUCCAUGCUCUUUAUCACUGGUGAUCCUCUGGUAUCUACCAGGAUCUUCCAAAUAUCUCAAGAAAGGGAGCAGCUCAAUAAAUGCAAACAAUUCCUUGCUCUGAUGACUAAGUCUCUAAUAGAGUUGAGUUUUCACAAGACUUCUUGUUCCCUGAUGAUGCUGGUGAGGAUUAAGAUUCCAGAUCAAGUGAACAGCAAAGUUCAAAAAACAGAAACAAGCAAGAGUUCUCAGUAAUGAGCUAGUUGAAUAACCCUGGGACUCGGACUGGCCUGACCAUUGUGACGGUGUGGUUCUGCAUUGCAUCCUUCAACUUCUUCACUAAGUAUGUUGGAGGUUAUCUUUCUGAGUAUCAUUUGAGUUGCUGCGGCUCAAACCCUAGGAAUUAUGAUCGCUGGGUGCAUCCAAAAACUGGUUGUGACUAAGAGUGUUUAUUAGCUACUUCAUGCUGCUGUUCAUGGCCUUUUCUUCUCUUCAAGUGUCCAGAAGUCGACAAGCCAUUAUCGCCUCAAUGUUUGUAUGCAAGUUUAUACUAUAAAGUCUGUUCUUGAUUAUGUACAACUGUAAUCCUGAAGUGUUCCGACUCUGUUUACGUCUUUCUCGUUUUCUAUUUGCUGGUUAGCCUCCAGAGAGUUCAAAACACUUGCACCUUAAAUGUCUGAAAUGAAGCCAAUAGAGAUGUCAAUAACUGCGCUUCUUAUUUGCUGUGUAAUUGCUGUGAUAGCAGCCACACAUCUGAAGAAGCAUAACAGUA